Messenger RNA from Volvox carteri f. nagariensis, 786 nucleotides. RefSeq lists its product as uncharacterized. The record is from RefSeq and is a predicted model, not a curated record. Gene Ontology annotation, biological process: protein phosphorylation. The transcript is spliced from 7 exons. NCBI's taxonomy places the organism in Eukaryota, Viridiplantae, Chlorophyta, Chlorophyceae, Chlamydomonadales, Volvocaceae. Gene Ontology annotation, molecular function: protein kinase activity; ATP binding. The annotation marks the transcript as partial.
GCCGAGAACGAGGUGGCGGUCCUGACUCGCGCUGGGUCCCACCCCAACUUGGUGGAGUUUCGUGGCUGGUAUCGCGACCCACGAGACGGCGUCAUGUGCCUGGUCAUGGGCUACUGCGGAGGCGGCACGCUGGCGCAGCUCAUAAAACGCGCGUCGUACUUUCCUGAGGACCUGGUCAUGUUUUGGUUCGUACAGCUACUGUUGGCGUUACACCAUUUGCAUGGCCGUAAAAUCAUGCACCGAGAUCUGAAGCCGGACAACAUCUUUCUGGCUGGCAACCGCCGCGUCAUCAAGCUGGGGGACCUGGGGGUGGCCAAGCAGCUGGAGGGCACCUUUGAGCUGGCCAUCACCUGCCUGGGUACGCCGUACUACAUGAGUCCCGAGUGCCUGGCGAGUCGGCCGUACACAUACGCAUCAGAUAUCUGGUCAUUGGGAUGCGUGCUGUACGAGAUGGCGGCGCGUCGUACGGCUUUCGAGGCGCUCGGGCUGCCGCAGCUCAUGUUCAAGAUCCUCCGAGUGGCGUACGACCCUCUGCCCACCCAGUUCAGCCGGCCUUUCCAGCAGCUGGUCAACAGCAUGCUAAGGGCGGACCCGGAGGACAGACCAACCACACAGGACCUCCUGUCGCAACCCUUCGUUCGCCGCCACCUCAAGCGGCUGCUGGACAUCAGCGCCCGCAAAGUCGCCACCGCCGGGCAGCCGGGUGUGUGUGUGUGGGGGGGGGGGGGGGAGGGUGGUGCGAUACAGGGAGGCAAUCAAGUUGUAGGGAAGGGUCCAGCGGGGUAG